Sardina pilchardus (European sardine) is the source of this 6289-nucleotide messenger RNA. RefSeq names its product centrosomal protein 170Ba (gene cep170ba). The coding region runs from base 246 to 5390 and encodes 1714 amino acids. The transcript has 19 exons. NCBI's taxonomy places the organism in Eukaryota, Metazoa, Chordata, Actinopteri, Clupeiformes, Clupeidae. Gene Ontology annotation, molecular function: protein binding. The record is from RefSeq and is a predicted model, not a curated record.
GAAGUCAAAGCCAGUUUAACAGAGGGUGUGUUCUGCAUCCACCUGGACAAGCGACGUUUGGAUUUCCUUUUUCUCGUUGUUUGUCAAACAGAUGCGCAACUUUUAUACAAGACAAGGAAGGAGAUACAUCGUAACAAGGCAAAACGGAUCAGAUUGCUGGGAUCAACACUUGGCUGUCACUUUCAGUGAAAGGAAUCUGGAUUCAAGGAUGUUGCUGGAGCUCUGAACAGCUGUGAACAGCAAAGAUGAGUGUGACAUCAUGGUUCCUGGUGAGCAGCUCAGGGACACGGCACCGGUUACCGCGGGAGAUGAUCUUCGUGGGCCGGGAUGACUGCGAGCUUAUGCUGCAGUCCCGCAGUGUGGACAAACAGCACGCUGUCAUUAACUAUGACCCUGCCACAGACGAGCACCUGGUGAAGGACCUGGGCAGCCUUAAUGGGACGUUUGUCAACGACCUCCGAAUCCCAGACCAAACCUACAUCACGCUCAAGCUCUCCGACAUCAUCCGAUUUGGAUAUGAUGCCCACGUGUACAUCCUGGAGAGGAGCCAGCACAAGGUACCAGAGGAGGCCCUCAAGCAUGAGAAGUACACCAGCCAGCUGCAGAUGGGUGUGAAGACGUCCGAUUCCAAGAAGCGGGAGCACGGGGAGGAGAAGAGCAGAGCCGCGGUGUCUCCCAGCUCUAAGCAGGACAAGAGUGAGCGCAAGUCCACGCCAGAUGCCCCUGUGUCCAGACCCACUCCUCUGUAUGGGCAGCCUUCAUGGUGGGGAGAUGAUGACGAGGAGCACAUGGACCCGUCUGGCAAAGCCGACACCAAGGAGCUGGGGCUCAACGGCUGCCACGGCGACGACCCGUCCAAGCCCGUCUACUCGUUACGCCGGGAGCCCAGCUACUUCGAGAUCCCCACCAAGGAGGUCCCGCAGCCGGCCGGCCGACCCAAGACGUCCGAGCCGCCGCAGCCACCGCAGCUCCAGGAGAUCCCCACCAAGGACACGGACGCCCAGGUGUCCAGCCUGCCCAUCCCCAUCCCGGCCACGCAGCCCGAGACGCCACCCGUGGUGCAGAGCCACGCGUCCUUCACCAUCGAGUUCGACGACUGCGAGCCGGGCAAGAUCAUGAUCAAGGACCACGUGACCAAGUUCUCCUUUCGCCAGCGGCGCCGCGAGUCGUCGGGCGGAGGCGGGGAGUCGGCGGCGUCGGCCACGGCCACGCCCCUGGAGGAGAUGUCGGCGGAGAGCAAGGUCGCCGAUUGGCUGGUGCAGAGCGACGUCGGCAUGAUGAGGAGGAAGUCGCGCACGGAUGACCUGUACAGCACCAAGAGUGACCUGCCCAUUAACAACAAGACGCUCAACGAUCACCAGCAUGAAGAUGGGACUCAGAGUGAUUCUGAGGAUCCUGUUGUGAAGGAAAAGCAUCGUCUGCACUCUCAGUCACCGGCCUCAACCCAGCGGUCACCUCAGCAGCCGCGGCAGCACUCGCCCUCUGACCUGUCCAGCGCACGCUCUUUCACCCCGCCCUCUAUCGAGCCCCCGCUCACCUCCUCCACCCCGGCGCUGUCCUCUCCGCCCCAGAGCCAGGCGCGGGGCGACCCCCAGCAGGCCUUCGUCAUCGAGUUCUUUGACGACAACAACGCGCGCAAGAAGCGCUCGCACUCCUUCAGCAACAACAUGGGCCCGGGCGAGGCCAACGCCGUGCUGAAGAGCCGCCUGGAGAAGAAGAAGAGCGCCGCCCUGUUGGGUGAGAGAGGUACUGCGGCUCAGGGCUCCAACCCGCCAACGCAGCAGUUCACCGUCCCCCUCAAGGGCUCCUCGUCGGGGGGCUCCUCGGGGGGCUUCUACAGGGCAGGCUCCCUGCGGCGGGAGAAGACGGACGUGCGCCUCGGCUCCAACUCCAACUUCUCCUCGCGCUCGGCCUCGUCGCGACCCUUUGGCAGCGUGGGCCGGCGCUCCAAGCUGGCGCAGGACUUUGCCAACGAGUUCCUCCGCCAGUCCCGUCCUCCGUCAGCCACCGCUGCCCCUGCCCCUUCUUCAUCCUCCUCCUCCUCCUCACCCUCACCAUCCACCGCCACCUCCGCUGCCUCCACACAUGCCCCUCUCCAGCGGAGCAUCCCAGUCUCCCGCUCCCACGCCUCCUCAGCCCCCCAGCAGUCCUCUGUGCCUACCAAAGGGCCCUCGAUGUCCCUGAAGGGGUCGGCCCCCGAGCCCAAGGCCCCCAGAGCCUUCAGGAACGAGGAGGAGGACAGCCUGAGUGACGCCGGUACCUACACCAUAGAGGGAGACAUCCAGGACAAGGAGGUGGAGGAGGCCCGGAGCAGGAUCGAUAAGGUGUUUGGUGUUGUGGAGAGUCCUGACUCCAGCACCCAGCCCAGCCCCGAGGCCUUUAGGCCCGAGCUCUCGGGCAGGAGACGCAGCAGCAGGGAGGCCCAGUCUAGCAGCCUCUCUCAUAGUGACAGUAGCUCUUCUGCCCCUGCCCAGGGCAAUUACUCAGCAGGCUUUAGCCAGUCGCAGGGCCAAUUGGACUCCUCUGGGGGACCCAGGUGGGUGUCCAGGUGGGCCAGUCUGGCUGACAGCUACUCCGACUCCAACCCAGUGACGGGCCUCUUCGACAUCCCGGCUCAGAUGGACCUUUCAAGCUCUGGUGGCGUGCGGAUCAUCCACCAGGCCAUGCUGAACCGGAGCCUUGAGGCGUCCGAGUCCGAGGGCCCGCGCUCACGCCGCGUCCUCCCCCAGGUGCCCUCGCAGGACAAGGCCGACGCCACGCCGCCCAGCAUCCACAUCCAGCCUGACCCCUACGGCACCUACGAUGUCAAAGGGCGGAGGUCAAAGAGCCCUCGUCAGAAGGAGGACGUCCAGCGGCUCAGCGUGCAGGACGACCUGGACCCGGACAGCCUGAGCGACGCCAGCAAGUCGGACGACAGCUCGGUGGUCGAGCAGGGCAGGAGGUCCAGCUCGGGGAGGUCCGGCGGCAAGAGCUGGACCCGGAGCCGGUCGGACACCUUGGACGUGUCGGCGGCCAAGUCCUCGUCCUUGUGCGUGAGCUCCGAGGACAGCCUGUCCAAGGCCGAGCGGGAGCAGGAGGAGCGGCCCAAGUUCUCCAGCGCCACCAUGACCAGGCACCGCCCCGCCAGCGCCACGGGCACCACCACCUCUCCGCCCAGCCUGGACUGCCAGGAUCGAGCGGGCAGCGCCAACCGGAGCGAGGGUGGCACCUCCCCGUCCUUCUCCCGGCAGGAGAGCUACACCAAGAGCCAGGCCGCAGACGACGGUCAGCAGAAGAGACUGCCCAACAUCUCCCCCAGCGCCUCUGCGGGCUUGUGCACCCAGGACACACACUCCUACCUGAAGGAGACGGAGAGCGUCCUCGCUGUGCUGGAGGCCAAGCUGCAGGUGCAGAGCUAUGGUCAGCCGCUGCCCGCUAGCGCCCCAGCCGGUGUGGAGGACUCGCUGUCCGGAGAGUCGGACGUGGACACGUCCAGCACAGUUAGCCAGCGGAGCAGCAAGAACUCCAGAGAGUCGCUCCCCGGGACCGGAAAGAAGUCCUCGUCCUCUACGGCCACAGGUAGCGUCCACAAGUCAAGGUCAUCUAAUCAGGUGGACCAGGACAGCACCCGCCCGAACUCGGCCCGCACUCGUCUCUACGAGAAGCGGCAGGUGAGUAUGGCUGACUCGUUGUCCUCGUCUGGUCGCGCCCGGACCAGCCUGCGCCACAGCGUGGGCAAACACGGCUCCAUGGACUUCAGCGACGACAACCUGCUCUCCGGUGGCGUGGGAGUGGGCACGCGCAACUGGUCCGACCCCAUGACCUCCGACCAGGAGUCCGGCUCUCGGACGUCCUUCCUGCGGAAGAAGAGCGCGGCCCCCCCGCAGAGGGAGGAGCCCCCCAGGAGCAGUCGUAGCGGCGGGGGGGGUGGAGGCGGUGCGGUGGCCCAGGCUCUGGGACGCUCCAACUCCCUCUCCGCCCCUCGGCCCACGCGAGCCUCCAUGCUGCGCCGCGCCCGCCUCGGAGACGCCUCCGACAACGAGGGCCCCGAGACCGAGCGCACCUGGCAGAGCGCCAACGAGUCCAGCGCACCGGCGGGCAUACGCGCCUCCCAGGAGGCCAAGCAGCAGCAGCAGCAGCAGCAGCAGCAGCAGCAGCAGCCGCGCCCGCUCUCACGGCUGGACCUCCUGGCACUGCCACGCAAGCGCACCAGCUCCUUCACCACGCCCAGCGACACCGAGGCCUCGGCCGGCCGCACCGGCUUCUCCAACCGCAGCUCCGAGUCCAGCACCUCCGCGCGCAAGGCCUCCGUGGCCCCCGACCUCAAGAGCGCGGCCAGGAAGGCAGCCGUGCAGGCGGCACACAAGCCCAUCAUCCGCGGACGCUCCAGCAGUGCCAAGUACGCCAGCAGCACAGCCAGCUCCCGGAGGCGUCAGAAGGGCUCCGACUACACCUCCACGUCUGAGGAGGAGUACGACUCCAACCACAGCACGCCUAAACACAAGCGCUCCCACCACACCUCAGGGUCCUCGGCCUCGGGGACGCCCCGCGGUCAGACGCCCGUGCUGGCCCGCGCCGGCGUGCGCGUACGCAGCCGGGAGUCGGGGGAGGAGAGCCACGGAGAGGGAGACGCCUUCCAGAACUGGAGCUCGCACAGCGCAGAGAUCGCCAGGCUCAGUCAGGACCUGGCCAAGGAUCUUGCCAUCUUGGCGCGGGAAAUCCAUGACGUGGCAGGAGAUGCGACGGAACAGCCGCAGGCGGACGCAGCCGGAGCGAUCUCCACCGGGCCAGUGCGAGAGGAGCUACGGCAUCACAUUCCAGACGCCAGCUUGAGCUUCCAGAAGAGUCCGUCUGCCUCAGGCUUGGCCAGACACCCGGAGCAGAUGCUCUACAGCCAAGAGAUGGCCUCCAAACAUCGGGGCAGAGCCCAAGAUGAGGUGGCUGGAGAAAAUCUCCUGCUGAAUCCUGUGUCUCAAGUCUCUCUGGCAAUACGGGAAAACACUGAACAGCUGACCGAGAAACUUAAGGUCCUGUUUCAGAACAAAGCAGACGUUUGGGAAGAGAUUGAGGCAAUCAAUUCAGACAAUGAUAUUCCUACUCACAAAACAGGCAACAAGGAAAUUGCAGCUAUUCUGAAAGAGCUGAGAAGAGUUCAGAGACAACUGGAAGUCAUCAACAACAUCAUUGAGCCGGAUGGCAAGGCUGAGCUGAGCCGCGGGUCCUCCAGCAGCACGCCCUCUCUGAUGGGGCUCAGGGGGGACAGGGUGCUCCUCAGAGACAAGAGGCCCAUCACCUCCCCACGCACCAGCGGAGGAGCAGGAGGAGGAGCAGGAGGUGGUGGGCCCCCACCUGCCAGACCCGGCAGCAGGAAGUCCGGGGCCGCCUCAGACGGAGAGAGCUUUGUGGUGUGAGGAGGAGGAGGAGGAAGAGGACGAGGACGACCCUGGAGGUCUCCGCACCAUGCACUCUCACUGGGACUGCUGCUGCACUGAUGGUGGGAGAGAGAGAACGAGUGAGUGAGUGAGUGAGUGAAUGAAUGAGAGAGUGAAUGAAAGAAUGAAUGAAGGAAUGAAUAAGUGAGAGAUGAGAGAAGUUAGUGCUCUGACAGUAGUCGGGAGACACAUUUGCACUUUGUCCAUGUUGUACCAGACUGACUGUCUUGCAGUACAAAGUGGCUUGUUUAGAGAGCCCACACUCGUUCUCUUCAUGUCAUUUGGCAUUUUAUCUUGUGUGUGUGGGGAGGGGUGUGUGUGUGUGUGUGGGUAAACAUGCCAACUACUGGGACACUUGCUAUCUGGUGACAUGGACACUCCAGUGCCAUGAAGUACCUCAGAUGAAAUUUGUCACUUUGACAUAUUGAAAUAUUUCAGUUUACUUGACUUUUUUGUGUAUAUAUUUUUGUAGAGCUAUACAGGUCCUGAUCUGGGGUUAAUAAAUGGUUUCCUUGUUGGGUUGAAUCACGUGCAGGUGUAAUACCUACAGUACAAUCAAGAGUUAUUUGUGAAGUUUCUCUUUUAUUUUGCGUUGGAAGUCAGUGGAAGUGGAUGGCUCAAAGUUACUCUGUUACUCAGAAUAAUUCAAUCUUUCCCCAGUUAUUCUGUCCACCACACAGCAAUGGGAGCAUUUUAGUGAGACUAUAGACAUUGUAUGUAAGUACAUUAAUGAAUCUAUGUCUCUGGGAGUCAAAAGCUAUAUAUUUAUAUAUUUAUAUAUAUAUAAUUAUAUUGAGGAGAGGGGAGGCAGGUGAACAUGCACUUUGAAGUUGUAAAUUGAUAUAAAGAAUGCUAAGUGCACUGAUGCUAUGUGCUGU